Messenger RNA from Phragmites australis (common reed), 3492 nucleotides. RefSeq names its product sec1 family domain-containing protein MIP3-like. NCBI's taxonomy places the organism in Eukaryota, Viridiplantae, Streptophyta, Magnoliopsida, Poales, Poaceae. The transcript has 7 exons. Gene Ontology annotation, biological process: vesicle-mediated transport; intracellular protein transport. Bases 388 to 2973 code for a protein of 861 amino acids. The record is from RefSeq and is a predicted model, not a curated record.
ACAGGCCCCCUCGGCCCAAUUUUUUCUUUUAAUUUUCUUUUUCCCCCUUACCUGCGGCCCACCAUCGCUCCGUCUCUCGCUCUGGCGAUUGGACGCCGGCGUCCGUGCCCCACCUCUCCCCGGCGCAUCAACGCCGGCGAGUCCUCGGGCGAAGACCGCAGCGCAGCUCGGGCGGUAGCCGGAACUGAGGAAGAAGCCGCGGUGCGGGUCCUGCUCGGGCGCACAACCAAGCUCCCUGCCUGUCUCGGCGGCCUGGUCGCCUUCGCGGGUUCGCCUCUCUCUCCUCCCCACGAUCCCACCGCAAUCACCGGCGCAGGGAGGGGGCGCCACGGUGAUCUCGCGGAACGUUGUGGGGGCUGAGGGAACAAGCAAGCGGAGGAGGACGCGAUGGGGUCCGUGGAUCUGAUUGCCUCCUGCCUCGACUCCAUCCGCCAGAUUGGAGAUGAGAUUGUGGAUUCAAUAGUGUACGCCGAUGCCGGCACUCUGGAGUCGUUUCAGUUCAUAGGAGCGUUCCCUCUUCUUCUUGAGCUUGGCGCUCGUGCUGUGUGCAGCUUGGAAAACGCAUCUCCUCUCGAUGCUGUUGCUGACUGGCACUCAAAAUUUUCUUAUCCAGUAAGGAAGAUUGUAGUACUUACAUCCCGCCUUCUUAGUGAUGCACAUCGGUAUAUUCUGCGAUGCCUGGGCAACAAUCGAACUGUUUCGCAUUGUACUGUGCUGACAGCUAUUUCCGAGAUUGGCCACUCAUCAUAUGUUAAUUCUCCACUUGGGCCAGAUGCUUUCCGGGAGUAUGAGACAUUACUCAUUCAGGACCAUGAGGAGCUUUUUAAAAAGCAUGAGAAAUCAGACAAACAUAAAGAUAAUAUUCAUUACACAGGGAGUGAUUUCACCUCAGACACUGAUAAAAAUUCUAAGUGGGGUUCUGGGGUGCAUUAUGGCCCUACUUCUGACUCCAGCCCGACGAAAAGGGCUUUGUUUGACUUAGGCCAGGUAGAAGAAGCAAGCGGGAAGGGGAUGUCUGUAACUGUGUGUCACUUUCCGAUGAUUUUCUCUCCUAUUUCCUCAAGGGCAUUUGUUUUGCCUUCUGAGGGCAUAAUUGCUGACUCAUGCUUGUCGAAUCAGCAUGAAGAUUCCCUUGGCCCUGGUCUACCCUCCAUAUCUACUGGUAAACCUUUUGAUAGUGAUGAGGUUCCUCCAGGAGUGACCUUGACUGCUCAGUUCCUGUACCAUUUGGCCAAUAAGAUGGACCUAAAGCUCGAUAUAUUCUCACUUGGUGAUACAUCAAAGGUCGUUGGGAAGCUGAUGAUGGAUAUGUCAAGUCUAUAUGAUGUUGGUCGUAAUAAGAGAUCUGCUGGUCUACUGAUUAUAGAUCGUACAGUUGAUCUCCUAACUCCUUGCUUCCAUGGUGACUCAUUUCUUGAUAGGAUGCUUUCCUCGUUGCGACAAAAGGAAAGGAUGUUGUCAUAUUCUGUGGCGAAAAAUUCGCAAACUCCAAGCAAGCAUUCUCAAGCUACUGUUAAACGUUUCCCACUGAAUAUAAAGGUUCCUUUUGAAACGGUCUUUAACAAGGAAGAACCUAAGAGUAAGAUUAGUAUGUUGUCUGAAGGUAUCAUGUCAUUUGUGUCUGGAUGGAACUCUGCUGAGGUUGACUCUGAAGCUACCUGGCUACCUGAUUAUGCUGACAAAGCACAUGAUGACAAACUUGGCAGUGAACUUAGCACCCUAAGUGGUUCACUCCUAUCCAAUUAUGCUGGAGUACGCUACUUAGAAGCAUUACUAGACAGAGGGGCGAAAGACGGAUUAAUGCUAAUUAAAAAAUGGCUUAUUGAAGCUCUGCAGCAUGAGAAGCUAUCCUCUGCAUCUAAAGGUCGACAAGGAGCCACUUCUGUUUCAGAGAUUCAUUCUAUGGUGCAAAUGCUCUCUCGAGAUCAGUUGUCCUUGUUAAGAAACAGAGGAGUUAUCCAGUUAGCUCUGGCUGCUGAAAUGACUCUUCAAGAGCCUCAAAGUUCUCGCUGGGACGCCUUUACAAGCGCUGAGAGAAUAUUAAGUGUAACAUCUGCAGAGACAACUCAAAGUCUUGCCAGUGAGCUUCGUGAUUUCAUCAACACUAGCACUUCAGUGGAAUCUCACAAACAAGCUGAUACAAUGGAGUCUUCACAGGGCCUACUUAGUUUCCAGGAUGUAUUACUUCUAACAAUUAUUGGGUAUAUCUUGGCUGGUGAAAAUUUCCCUACAUCUAUCGCCGGUGGUCCCUUUUCUUGGGAAGAUGAGCGGUCUCUUAAGGAUGUCGUGGUGGACUCUAUCCUUGAACGACCAUCAUCUGUGAAGUUGUGUUUCCUUGAUGGCCUGGAUAACGAACUUGAAGCUAAAGCUAGAUCCAAAGAUGGCGAGAGAAAUAAUAAGGACUCCACUGAGCCAGCAUCCAUUACUGAUGAUUUUGAUGACGAAUGGGGUAACUGGGAUGACAAUGACAAUACCGAUCACCAAAAGGAGGAAGCUUAUGGGGGCAUGCAACUUAAGUUGGAAGUGCGAGAUAGGAUUGAUCAACUUUUCAAAUUGUUUCACAAAUUGUCCAGCAUGAGGUUAAGAAACCAAGCUCUUGGAGAAGGUCUAGCAGCAUUGAGUAGAUUUGAGACGGAUGGCUACUCAAGGAAAGGUUUGCUUUAUAAGUUGCUACUAGCUCUCUUGUCGAGGUAUGAUGUACCUGGCCUCGAGUAUCAUUCAUCAGCUGUUGGCCGUUUAUUCAAAAGUGGAUUAGGGAGAUUUGGGCUUGGACAGUCUAAACCAAGCUUUGGUGAUCAAAGUGUUCUUAUCAUUUUUGUUCUAGGGGGUAUUAAUACUCUUGAGGUCCGGGAAGUCAUGACGGCAAUCUCAGAGAGCAGUAGACCAGAUGUGGAGCUUGUUCUUGGUGGUACAACACUUCUUACUCCAGAUGACAUGUUUGAGUUGAUGUUGGGCUCGUCAAGCUUUACUUAGGCUCAACCUUCACACUUGAGAAGCCUAAUGCUCUUGAAUCCUGACAUCAUGGGGUGGUGCACAAGGCAUUUGAAUAAGACUUUAAGGAGCCCAGAUGAUUGACCCAGAGCAUUUUUCAGAAAUUUUAGUGUCUGGUGAGAGUGUAUUGUCGAUGCUACUAGAAGCAAGCAGUUAGUAAUUCGUAAGCAUCCUUGGGGACCUUUUUAGUAAAAUACACUGGCAAUAACGGCUUUUGCAAUAAUCUUCAGGAAAACGCACACAUUGCUGGAAGCUAUAACUAACAUAUGUGUCUUAUUGAGGCAGUGGUUGACAUAUUUUCAUCUUAAAACAUCAAGAGGUAGCAAACAAAAGAUAAGUCUAAAUUAACCUGCUAACUGUACACUUGCAACCAGCAUGAACUUUUUAAUGGUUUUGAGCAUUUGUUUUGCUCCCAAGAAUCUCUUGUCGGUACAUUAACUAGCAUGUAAAUCUGUGUACAUUGUAUGGUUGUGAUAUGGAAAUUUUGGAGAUUUACUAGUC